Molecule: messenger RNA, 1110 nt
Organism: Phaedon cochleariae (mustard beetle)
Lineage: Eukaryota; Metazoa; Arthropoda; Insecta; Coleoptera; Chrysomelidae
Source: the annotation of a GenBank genome assembly
AUGGAGUGCGACAGUAUGCAUUCUGCGAUAGAAAAGAGACUCAGGAAUCAGGAGAUUUACACACCUGCCGGAUUUUUAUCAGCAUGCAAGAAAGCACGAACAUCGCCAAAGCCUUAUUCUGUGGAACAUCUUCUUCACACUGAUUUGAGAGAUUUCAGUAAACUCAAGUAUUUUACUACCAUUCGUCUUGGUUUCAAAGUAGGAGAUGCUACAGUUAACAAUUUAUGCGCCCUCAAAUAUACGCCUGAUGGAAUGCUAUUCUUCAAAAUAAACUUUGAUGAUGAUUGGACCCAACUCAUCAAAAGACAUUCGGCAGCGGUCAUGGGAACAGAGGAUAUCCCGUGUCUAUACCGAGACUCGCUACCAAUAAAAAAAUCAAAAUAUGAUCACUUACAGGAUUUGAAGAAAAUUAGUAUGGAUGAAUUAGUUGAUCACUUGCCAUUCACCCUUCAGAACAUGACAAAAGCUGAACUUAUUGAAAAUCUCUAUUUGGGCGAUGGUGAUGGGAAUAUUGAUGCUGAAAGUAUUUCAUCAGAUGAUGAAUCUUUAGUUGGUGAUAAUAUGAACGAUGAAAACUUGGAAGAUAAUAGUGAUGAUGUCCCCGUUAGUGAUAUAUUUUCCGACACUGAUUCUGAUACUGAGGAAGAUAUCAUCCUACUGAAGGAUCUACAAGCUCGAUUUCUCUCUGAUAAUGAAGCAAGUCCGAAGAUAAAAAGAGGCAAGAAAAUUCACCCCGGUAAAAAUUUGGCAAGAGAUGAAGAUAAUAACGUGGCUCCCACAGAUGCCACAAAUGAAACUGUCCCUGUGAACCUUGCAGACCCCAAUGAAACAAUUGAGUUUCCGACUGAUCAAGCAUCGGAGCCACUAGCUGACCCAGGAACGUCUGGUAUAGUGGGAAAGAAAACAAUUAAGAAGAAAUCCCGUCCAAUUCAGCCCAGGCAGAAAAGUGAAAGACUAAAGAAAAGUCAAACAGAUGCAAAGUGUGGCCUAUGCUUCUGUAAUUAGAAAGACUUUCUUGGAGGCCCAGAAUGGAUCCAAUGUAUUCAGUGACUAAAGUGGAUAUGUGGCGCAUGUAACAACGAAAGUAAAGACCCUUAUUUUAAAUGCGAU